AUGGAAAGAUUCCAGUCAUCCAUGCGCAAACGGCUCUACAGCCUGCCGCAAAACAUUGGGCAAAAACCCUUUGUGAUGGACGAAGGAGACAACGGCGACAAGGACACUAAGAGGAAAAGUAUUCGGCUAAAACAUUUGUCCUCCCCGUCUCCUGCGAGCAGCUGCAGGAGCAUCGAAGAGGCCAGGAGCGAGGACCUGGACAGGGAGAGGGAGGUGAUCGUGAAGACCAACCUGAAUGGGGACUGCCGCCUAUUCAGGGGCAGCAUCUCGUCCAUCACAGGGCGGCAUGCUCCGGGGUCAGAUCCAGCGGAGCAGCGGCGCCUCAUCCCCGAGGCUGACGCCGGAGUCGGCGAGAGUUUCCCCGGUGAACGCGGCCCCGGGGCCCAGCAGCGGGGAGCUGGGGGUCUGAGCGGUUCAGGCGGCCAGGCGUCUGCCUUCGACCAGUCAAGUUUCAUCAAGUUGGAGGGGACGGAGCAGAUCAUACCUGAGGACGAUCGGCUGUACCAAGCUGGCUUCAUGCACCGGCAGUUUGGGGCGAUGCUCCAGCCGGGAGUCAACAAGUUCUCCCUGCGGAUGUUGGGGAGUGAGAGGGCCGUGGAGCACGAGAGGGAGCGAGUAAAGUCAGCCGGCUUCUGGAUAAUCCACCCAUACAGUGAUUUUAGGUUCUACUGGGAUCUGACCAUGCUGCUGCUCAUGGUGGGAAACCUCAUCAUCAUCCCUGUGGGCAUCACCUUCUUCAAGGACGAGCACACGCCGCCCUGGAUCGUCUUCAACGUGGUCUCGGACACCUUCUUCCUCAUGGACCUGGUGCUUAACUUCCGCACGGGCAUCGUCAAGGAGGACAACACAGAGAUCAUUCUGGACCCUCAGCAGAUCAAGAUCAAGUACCUGAAGAGCUGGUUUGUGGUGGAUUUCAUUUCCUCCAUACCCGUGGACUACAUCUUUCUCAUCGUGGAGACUCGCAUCGACUCUGACUUUUACAAGACGGCAAGAGCUCUGAGGAUUGUCCGUUUUACCAAGAUCCUCAGUCUGCUUCGGCUGCUGCGCCUCUCCAGACUCAUUCGCUACAUCCACCAGUGGGAAGAGGUUUUCCAUAUGACCUACGACCUAGCGAGCGCCAUGGUGCGUAUCAUGAACCUGAUUGGUAUGAUGCUACUGCUGUGUCACUGGGACGGCUGUCUACAGUUCCUGGUUCCCAUGCUGCAGGACUUCCCCCCUGACUGUUGGGUCACCAGGAACAAGAUGGUGAAUGACACCUGGGGUCAGCAGUACUCCUACGCUCUGUUCAAGGCCAUGAGUCACAUGUUGUGCAUUGGGUAUGGGCUGUACCCCCCCAUCGGCAUGGCUGACGUGUGGCUCACCAUCCUCAGCAUGAUCGUGGGCGCUACCUGCUUCGCCAUGUUUGUGGGGCAUGCGACUGCUCUCAUUCAGUCCCUGGACUCCUCCAGAAGGCAGUACCAGGAGAAGUACAAACAGGUGGAGCAGUACAUGUCCUUCCACAAACUCCCUGCGGACAUGCGACAGAGGAUCCAUGACUACUACGAGCACCGAUACCAGGGCAAGAUGUUUGACGAGGAGAGCAUCCUGGAGGAGCUGAAUGAGCCACUCAGAGAGGAGAUCAUCAACUUUAACUGUCGAAAACUUGUGGCAUCCAUGCCUCUGUUCGCCAACGCUGAUCCGAACUUUGUCACCUCCAUGCUGACGAAGCUACGCUUCGAAGUCUUCCAGCCGGGUGACUACAUCAUCAGAGAGGGAACCAUCGGCAAGAAAAUGUACUUCAUCCAGCACGGAGUCGUCAGCGUGCUGACCAAGAGCAGCAAAGACACUAAGCUCUCUGAUGGCUCGUAUUUCGGAGAAAUCUGCCUGCUGACCCGUGGCAGGAGGACAGCCAGCGUGCGAGCGGAUAACUACUGUCGGCUGUACUCUCUGUCUGUGGACAACUUCAAUGAGGUGCUGGAGGAGUAUCCCAUGAUGAGGAGGGCAUUUGAGACCGUAGCCCUUGAUCGCCUUGACCGCAUUGGGAAGAGGAACUCAGUACUGCAGCAUAAAGUCCAGCAUCACCAAAGCUCUGGUACUCUGAACUUCCAAGAGAGUGAAAUCAUCCAAAGAAUCGUGCAGCAUGACCGUGACAUGGCUCAGUGCACCCAGCUGAUCCAGACCAGCCUGAACCCCCCUGCACCCCCAUCUCCUACCCCAGUUAUCUGGGCCCCGCUGGUUCAGGCCCCGCUCCAGGCCGCUGCUGCCACCACCCCGCUGGCUCUGGCCUUAGCCCACCAGUCCCAGCUGCCCCCUAUCCUCUUUCACCACCCUCUGGCCCCGGGCUCCGGCUCCCUAAAGGACCCAACCAGCCAUUCCAAGAAGGUCCAUGCUGGAGCCAACACAUCCAGCAGCUGUGGAUCAGGCCCCGCUUCUCCUGCCAGCCCCACCAAGCUCAGAUCUGGGCUGGAGACUCCCACGCUGGCGUCCCUCAGGGCUCCUCUUCCACAUCUCUCCACCAGUUCUGUGUCACCUACACUGACGUCUGCGCCCAUCUUUACCAGCAGCCUGCAGCCUCUGGCCCCUCUGCCCUCCCACCAGCCCUCACCUCACCCACCACACUCCGGCAUGACUCCAGUCUUUCCCAUCGGCCAAACCACUGUCUCCUACACCUGCUCUGCCCAGCUCCACUCUCAGCCUUUUCACGGUGCUAUGACCACCCCACCUCACCCAUUAGGAUUACUCCAGCAGGGGGCACCAGGGAGGCUUGUAGGCAGAUUCCCAGCCCCCUCUGCUUCCUCCAUAAGCCCUCUGAUCUGCAGCUCUGUCAGCCCUAUCCUGAGCCAGCUGCAGCCGCCCUCUCAUGGCAGCCUGCAGCAGAUGGGGUUCAGUCACGACAGAGCAGUCAGGACGUCGAGUGGUCUGACUCUCCCGCAGUUUCCCUUCAUCACCAGCAUGCAGUCCACCUCUGGAUUUAUCCAGCCAAGGUCUGCAGCAGCAGCCACAACUGGGGCAGCAGCCUCCCUAGCCCAGCACAGCCUCGCAGGUCUCCAGUCUGCUUUCCUCCCGCAGGUUCUUCCCGAGCACUCGGCCCUCGCCUCCUUAGCUCAGUACGGCUCUGCCGAGGCUUCACCGUGCUACACGCCUCCCAUCCAGAGUCCCAGCAUACAGAGCCCUGCAAGGGGGAGGACAGUUUACCACGGUGAGCUCCCCAGCACCGCAGGCUCCCACAGCCCUCUCCUCCCUCAGACCUCAUGCCCCACCAGGGUGUCGAGCACCCCCAAAGAGAGGGCCGAGUCCUCUGUGGAUCUUUUUACCCAGGAAAUAAAGACUAUCUCAGGCUCUCACAGCUCCAUACACCAGGACAGACCUUUGGCCAUGAGCAUCUUCUCGGAGGGGACGCCAGGGGCAUCGAGCCCCUUCUCCUCCCCCAUGGCUGUCAGUAAACCUUACAGCCAAAUCCCGGGGCAAGCCACUUCCAUCAGUCGGACACAUUCAGGGUCAGAACCUCAGAGCCUGCCCAUCGGUGUUCAAUCUCCUCACGCUGCAAUGUUAGAGACUGAUCAGAAACAGUCCAAACUUCCGUCUAACUUGUGAGAUUCAGACACACCCUCCUCUAAUGCCUGAGCAGAAGGUUUCUGCAGUAGGAGGGUGUGUUUUUCUAAGGAGAUCAGUUGUUUCAUUUUUAAUCAGAGUGAAUGGAUCUGGGAGAGUAAUGGACAAUUAUGGAAUUUUUCUACAGAAUAUUGCAUCUCUAAUAUAGUAAUAAAUCCAAAACCUGUUGAUGGAUAUA
Molecule: messenger RNA, 3769 nt
Organism: Cheilinus undulatus (humphead wrasse)
Lineage: Eukaryota; Metazoa; Chordata; Actinopteri; Labriformes; Labridae
Product: potassium/sodium hyperpolarization-activated cyclic nucleotide-gated channel 3-like
Exons: 8
Coding region: 1-3573 (1190 amino acids)
Biological process (GO): potassium ion transport; transmembrane transport
Cellular component (GO): membrane
Molecular function (GO): voltage-gated potassium channel activity
Source: RefSeq, a predicted model, not a curated record